Messenger RNA from Tetranychus urticae (two-spotted spider mite), 1522 nucleotides. RefSeq names its product aquaporin-3-like. Gene Ontology annotation, molecular function: glycerol channel activity; water channel activity. Gene Ontology annotation, cellular component: basolateral plasma membrane; plasma membrane. The record is from RefSeq and is a predicted model, not a curated record. Gene Ontology annotation, biological process: water transport; glycerol transmembrane transport. Lineage: Eukaryota; Metazoa; Arthropoda; Arachnida; Trombidiformes; Tetranychidae.
CUUUGAAUCAUUUUAAAUAAUCGUAUCAUGUUUAAUAAAUUUAUAUCAUAUAUCAUAGUCUUCGCAGGAUUUACAACUACAGAUGGUUUAAAUGUGCAUUCAAAAGGUUUAGUCUCAUUUAGAUUGUGAUUGUGUUUACCAACAAUUGAAAUUUUAGUUAUAAUUGACAAAGGAUUCGAUUGUCAAUUCAAAAUUUCUAAUUCUAACCCAACAUGCUCUGAAUUUUGGUCUCAGUCUAUUCCUCUGUAACUGUCUUUAAACAACGAAAUGGCUAAAUUAAAGUCCCAUUUGCUGUUUGGGUAUCUUGUCCCGACGUCUAAAAAGCUGCUUUCUAAUAGAGUUACUCGUGAAUUUUUAGCUGAAAUGACCGGUACUUUUAUUUUAGUGGCCAGUGGAUUAUCAGCCCAUGUUGUGUAUAAAGCGAGGAAACAACAGAUGGAUACCUUCGCAGCUGCCUUUUGUUUUGGUGUUGGUGCACUUAUUGCUAUAUCUGCAACCCUUGAUGUUUCAGGAGCUCACUUGAAUCCCGCUGUAUCAACAGCAAUGGCCUCAAUUGGACGAUUACCUUGGAAGAGGGUUCCUCAUUACAUGGCGGCUCAAUAUAUUGGAGCAUUUUUCUCUGCAUUUGUGACGUGGUUGAUCAAUCAAGACGCUAUUCUUACAUUUGAUCCUGAUUAUACUGAGCAUGGUUCAGCAGUUUAUGUCACUUUUCCCGGUGAGGGAGUUGGACUUUUCUCCGCCUUUCUUGACCAAGUCCUAUCAACUGGAAUUCUUAGCUUUUCAAUCCUCGCAGCCGAUGGACCUAAAUUACCCAGAUCUUUUCAUCCAUUGUAUUUUACUCUAGUUAUUACUGGAAUUGUUAUUUCUUUCAAUUAUAAUGCCGGAGCUAUACUUAAUCCUGCUCGUGAUCUUGGCCCGAGAUUGUUUACUUGGAUAUUUGGUUAUGGGUCUGAUGUUUUCAUGGAUUUAUCAGGUUGUCAUUGGUGGCUAGUCGCUAUUAUCGCACCUCAUUUAGGAGCUCUUCUGGGAGUAUGGUAUUACAUUUUACUGAUUGAUCCGAGCGUUGCUUAUGAAAAAGAAUCAGACUCAAACACUAAAAUCGGUGACAGUUUUGUUCCAACAAAUUUUCAAAUUGGGGCACCAAAAAAUCAAGAAAAUCAUGAAGUAGCUAAAUUAGAUCACGAUCACAAGGAACACCCAAAUGAUGCGAAACAUAAAUCUGAUGAUUAGUGGUUUUAGUAUUUAGACAAAAUCUAUGAAAAUUUGCGAAGGCAUCGAUAAUGUUUCAUCAUUAGUACUCAUGAUUGCCAUUAGUUUUUGAUCGAGCUUUUUGCUUUUGUCUAGUUUCAUGAUACGAUCUUCGAAAGUUGUUUUCGUGUAUUAAUAAUUAAUCGAUCUAUGUGACAAUAAAUUCGAUUUGGAUUCCCAAAACAGUUUCCAAUUCAAAUGGGUAACUCAAUUAUGUAUGCAUUAUGAAGAUAUAACUAACAAUUAUACUGAGUAUAAAUUUUUUAACUAAUAA